Messenger RNA from Toxotes jaculatrix (banded archerfish), 503 nucleotides. Its product is annotated as C-C motif chemokine 24-like. The transcript is spliced from 4 exons. Gene Ontology annotation, molecular function: chemokine activity; CCR chemokine receptor binding. Gene Ontology annotation, biological process: lymphocyte chemotaxis; positive regulation of GTPase activity; monocyte chemotaxis. Gene Ontology annotation, cellular component: extracellular region. Lineage: Eukaryota; Metazoa; Chordata; Actinopteri; Toxotidae. The coding region runs from base 46 to 378 and encodes 110 amino acids. The record is from RefSeq and is a predicted model, not a curated record.
AGCUCUGACUAUUACCAGAUCUCUACACUGCAGAGACGCGCCAGGAUGCCUUUCUCCAUCAGCUGUAAACUGUUUUUGUGUUUAACUUUGCUUCUUUUGUUUCCCUCGCAAGGGCAACCUGAACCCGCCUUGUUGAAACGACCGAAUGUGCACCAACUCAUUCCCUCCUGCUGCAUGACAGCUUCACUGGCCCGCAUUAAGCAAACUGUCAUCGCCUGCUAUGAACAGAGGGAAGGCUUCUUUGCUAAUUGUAAAAUACAUGCAUACAUUUUUGUCACUAAGAGGAACCAAAAAUAUUGUGUGGACCCAACUGCCAGCUGGCUCCCAGAAAGGCUGGAGAGGUUAAAGAAAAGAGGAAUACGCUGCCAAUCGCUGUGAAAGGCCUUCAACUAGCAGGAUGAAGAUGAUGCAUUAUGACCUUCUCAACAGAAAUCUUUUCACUAGCACCAAUAUUUCUUUAAUUUAUUUCCUCUGUCUUAAAAUACAUUGGUUAUCAAAUCACU